GGUUACACCGCUGGGAGUCUGCAGGCAGUGACUGCAGUGAAAGCAAAACGAUCACAUUUAAAGACAAGGAUGGCGCUUCGAGACGAGCUUUUGAAAGUGAUCUGGCAUGCAUUCACCGCUCUGGAUGUCGACAAAUGUGGAAAAGUGUCCAAGUCCCAACUCAAGGUUCUCUCUCACAGUCUCUGUACAGUGUUGCAAGUACCUCAUAAUCCAGUGGCUUUGGAAAACCAUUUUAAAGACGAUGAUGAAGGACCAGUUUCUAACCAGGGAUACAUGCCUUAUUUGAACAGGUUUAUCUUGGAUAAGGUUCAACCAAACAGCUUUGAUAAAUCUGACUUCAAUAGGAUGUGCUGGACUCUGUGUGUCAAGAAAAAUCUGAACCGCAACAAUUUACUGAUCAGUGAUGAUGAUACUUUUAAAGUGUGGUGUAUCUUCAAUUUCCUGUCAGAAGAUGUGUAUCCUCUCAUCAUAGUCCCAGAAGAGAUUGAAUAUUUCCUACGAAAACUGACUGAAGCAAUGGGAGUUAAUUGGCAGCAAGAGCAGUUUGAAGACUACAGAACUCAACUUGGUGCCAAGCGCUGUGGCCUUUCUGCAUGGGAGUUCAUUGAACUGAUUGGCUCUGGCCUGUUCUCUAAGGGCAUGAACAGACAAACGUUGUCCAUGGCAAUCAAUGAAGUUUACUGUGAGCUCAUUCUGGAUGUGCUGAAACAGGGUUACCUGUGGAAAAAAGGACACAAAAGGAAGAACUGGAAUGAGCGUUGGUUUUUACUGAAACCUGAUAUAAUUUCGUAUUAUGUUGGUGAAGAUCUUAAAGAGAAGAAAGGAGAUAUUUUAUUGAGCUCCAGAUGCUACGUGGAGUCUCUACCAGACAAAGAUGGAAGGAAAUGCCUCUUGAUGAUCAAAUGCGCUGACAAAAGUUUUGAAAUUAGUGCAUCUGACAAGAAGAAGAAACAAGAAUGGAUCCAAGCUAUUCAAACAGCCAUCAACCUUUUGAGGGACCAGAGACUUCCUCCACACAAGGAAGGACGACAGAAACGGCGAGAACUUCGACAGAAAAUACAAGCUGAGCAAGAGGAGAUAGCACAGCGAAUGAAAGAGCUGCAAAUGGCAAAUGAAGAUAAACAGCAAGAAUUAGAGAAAAUGCGUAAGGAACUGGAGGAUGCUGCAACACAAGCUGCUCUUGAGGAGAAAAGACGCCUACAGACACAAAUGCAGCUGCAAGAUCGAUUCAGACAGGAGCUGGAACGAGAAAAAAAUAUCAGAGAGCAGAUGGAAGAGCAAGUAGCUCAGAAGUCUACUGAACUACAGCAGUACUUUCAACGUGUAAAGGAGUUGGAAGAAAUGUACAAAAGGCUCGAGGAAGCCCUUGAGGAUGAGCGUCAGGCUCGGCAAGAGGAGGAAUCUGUCCGAAAACUUCAGACCAGAUUGCUGGAAGAGGAGUGCAGUAAACGACUGGAUUUGGAGAGGCUACAUUUAAAACAACAACAAACCAUACAAACAACAGAAGCAGAAAAGCAAGAACUGGAAAACCAGAGAGCAAUGAAAGAUCGUGCAUUGGAGGCAGCAAUGAAGCAACUAGAUGAACUUGAGCGGGAAAGGAAACAUGCACUUGAGCAAUAUGGGGAAGCAGCAAAAAAAUUAGAGCUGGCAACUAGCAAGACAAAGAACUGGAAGGCCAAGGUGGCUCAACAUGAAGGAUUACUCCGACUUAUCGAGCCAGGCCCAAAGGGUCGUCAGCUGAUCACUAAUUGGGGACCAGCUGCCUUUACAGAGGCUGAGUUGAGUCUGCGAGAAAAGAGCUGGCAGAAACAGAAAAAUAGUGCAAUGCAGUAAUCUACUACUUCAUAACCGAUCAAGGUUUUACACUGUAUUUUGACAGGCUACGCAUGGAAUAAAAUGCCAUGGACAUGUUCAUUGUGGAGGCAGAACUAUUUUGAAACUGUUACACAAAGGAGUAUUUUAUACUAAAAUCUUAACGUGCUGGAACUUCUAAAGUAUGUUGGCACACAGAGCAAAGGACAGCUUGUUUUGUAGUCGAUGUGAAGUUCGUUCAGACUUCUCGAUAAAUAUUGUCAAGUUAAUUUUAAAUACUUUAAAGCUUGCUUUCAGCAUUCUGUAGUUUUUAUACUUGGCUUAAAGUCUUUUUUUUUGCUUGCUUCAGUUCUUAGCUGCACUGUUUUAUUAAUUUUUGCAUUGAGUUAGAUGUGUGACUGAUUUGAUUUAGUUAUGUAAUUUUAUAGUGUCAUAGGAUAAACUAGUUUUGUUAUUACUUUCAUUCACAGCAUUAGUCUCCUCAUUUCACAACCUUUACUUCCAUCUGAAUUGUAAUAAAACAGUCAGCUGAGGCUGUAGCGUUCACAAAAUGUAAUGUUGAAUGUGUGAAAUACAAAUUUGCCCAAGGCAAUUGACAGCUACCUAUUUGCAGGAGGAAAAGAAAUCCUGUAUUUUUUUAAAUAACUUGCCUUUCAUAAUCACAAUGCCAUUCUUGAUGCAAUUUGCCAAAAGACCUUUGUCUGGCAAUAUUUAAUCUGUUUGAUGUACUGUUUAAGGAGAACCAGUUCAGAUAUGAUGGGCCAAGUGGCCUCUUUCUGUGCUGUAAUAAUGUGUUUUUGAUUUGGAAGCUCUUUAAGAAUGGUGGUCACGUGCUGCAUCUGGGAUUCCUGACUCCUUUUCUGGACUCUGUGAUUUUCACCAAACCCUUGGGUUAUGGGCUUACCUCCUGCUAUCCUAGUCAACUCCAGCUUGAGGCAUGUUUGACUCCUUCAUAAUCAUUGUGGAGUUGGGACCUCUGGUAUUGUGAAGCACAGUCUGUAUCAGAAAACCUUUUUAAAACAUAAGUUCAGGGCAGCACUGUGUUGAGUGGUUAGCACUGCUACCUCGCAGCGCCAGGGACCUGGGUUUGAUUCCAGCCUCGGGCAACUGUGUGGAGUUUGCACAUUCUCCGUGUCUGCGUGGGUUAUCUCCAGGUGCUCAGGUUUCCUCCCACAGUCCAAAGAUGUGUGUGUCAGGUGAAUUGGCCAUGCUAAAUGCCCAAUGUUAUAGGUGCAUUAGUAGGGAGUAGGUGAAUGGGUCUGAGUGGGUUACACUUCAGACGAUCGGUAUGGACUUGUUGGGCCGAAGGGCCUGUUUCCACAUUGUAGGGAAUCUAAUCUAAUUUUAAAAAAUUUGUACUUCACACAUUUAAUAUGCAUACGUGACCAAAAUGCUCAGCUGUGACAUCAUUAUGCUGUUUGGUUCAACAAACCUCAUAGUGUAAACAGGAUGCUGUUUGUAAAAAAAACUUUAAAAAAUAAUUUAUUCCUAACUUUCCAAUAUUUAUCCAGCCCAUUAAAUGUCUCAGUAGCAGAAACUACAGCACUUGUUCUAAAAAAAACAUUGUGCACUUGACAGCAGAAAGCCAGAGCUGUCAAUCAAACAAUAUUUUCCCAAAGCUCAUUUGUUUCAACUGUUUAAUGGAUUUCAUGGAUUGCAGCUAAAUUGCAUUCUUGAACUGGUGGAUUCACUAAUUCUAUACAAUGCAUUAUAAGCAAAUGGAUCUAGAAGUACCAUCGGGAUUAUGAGGGUUGGGUGGAAGGAUAUAGUAUGGCGUGGAAGCAGCAGGGGGAGUGUAAGUAGUCUAGGGGCUUCUAUCUUUGUCAUUAGAACAAUAUGCAUGAGCCCAUGGUAUUAAGGUUGAUCUUUUAAACAAGCCAUUUCAGUGCUUUUAACAGCCUUUAACCACAUUCCCAGGUGGGCUGGCUCAACUGCAGGUUCUCCCCCAAUGAAAAUUUGCAAGCACUAUUUCCCAAGGCAUGCAUGCUAUGCUAGGAAUUUAUCUGAUUCCUGUUGCAUGUCUCAAAGUUAAAAAUCCAGGCCAUUGCCUUCAGUAAAAAUAUUGAAUUUUAUGCAGAAGUUUAGAGUAUAGCUUCAUUAUUUUUGUGUUAAUCUAAUACAUAAAUAUUUAAAUUUACUUGAUUAAUUUUAGUGAUGGUAUGUAAAGAAUUUUCUGAUUAUUCCAAAAAAUUGUUUGAAUGAAGCUAAUAAAUAUUUUAAAUUUGAGUUUGUUUUUAUGGGACACAUGUUUUUGUACAUGUCUAAACAAAGAUCAGGAACUAAAAGCAAGACAGAUCUGGUUAUUUGCUUGAUUACACCAUGCGUUUUUCAUUCUUUUAAUGCCACUAUCCCAUUGUUGAAGAGAGACUUGACAAAAUUCAGUGUUCUGUUCAGUUAAAAAUUAAACAUAUAUUUUACUGAUAUCCACAAGAGGUUUUGGGCAGCAGUAGCAUUGAUUUACAUGUUAUUUAAUUCUGCCAGCUAUUAUUUUCUUUAUAUGCAGUCUCUGAUCAAUGUUGUUAGAUGUAGGUAAUUAGAUUUGUAAAUGCAGAAAUUAUCCAACCAGUGAUUGACCAUUGGCUUUUUCAGCACUGCAGUGUUAUUUCCAGAACCAAACCUUUGCUCGCAUGAAAUAAGUGAAAUAUGGAAUAACAUUCAAGUUAGAUACAGUACAACAGAAUUGUUCAGUUGUGGAAAUAUUCACCUUGGAAGAAAUGACUGCAGGAUGGGGCAGCAAGUGUCUGUGAAAGAUUCAUUAACAUUAACAAUGGACUAUAACAAAGUUCCAUCCUAGCAUUGUUUUGUUUAAUGAAUCAAUUGGAAAUUCCUCUGUCAAAAAUUUUGUCAAGCAUUGAUAGUUGGCCAGAUUGCUGAGUUGAAUUACAAGUGCCAUAUUCUUGACUAGAUGUCAUGGCAUUGAAGACAUGGAGUGAAAUAUGUAUUUAUCCAGUUGGUAGCUCAACCAUACAGUAGAGGAAGAUCACAGGUUCAAUCCAUUGUCUGUACUGAGCUAGCUGACCCCUGUGAAGCUGGUCUUCAGUGUCCCUGCUUAAAGACUGAAAGUUUUGAGAGUUCGCACUCCUGAUGACUAUUUCAUUGGAUGAGGAAUAGUCAUCUUUAGUUAUUCCUCCACUCUCCAUCAUUAGCACAUGGGAAUGAUGGCCAAAUGGACAAAAUAUCAGGGCAAGGCCAUCCCUCAGAGGAGAGAACAGUUUGGCAGAUUUUUUUCAAGAAACUGAAUCUAGUUUCUUUUAUAAUCUUUCAAAACACAUUCAGGACUUUUUGUACAACCUCAGUAGAUUCCAGGGGACAUGAGAAAGAUCAAAGCUUUUGGGUAUCAAUUAUUGUGCAUUUGAAUAAUUAACAAAAAUAACUUGUACUAUCUAUGUGAAAUCAAUUUGAGAAAUAUGUUGAGCUUGCUAAGAAAAUUCAAUGCUAAGAUAAUUUUAUUUAAAGAAAUAUAGAAAAAAUUGGAGUUUAUAACUUCUGCAACUGUUUUUGUCUAGAAGUGACAAAUAUUUGAGAGAUGAUUGUAAUUUGAUUUUUAGAUUUUUUAAAAAAGUCACUUUUGAGAAAAACUGUUUAUUUUCAAUUUGUCUUUUAACUAUGGUUUGUGUAAACUUGUGGAACAGCUCCUGGUUAGGUUUCUUCCAUAACACUUUGGCUUCAACCACUAGUUGAAACUGGAAUCAACUGUUCACCUUAUCAUCCUGAACCUAACUGUGAUCUUUUAAAUGUCUGGAUGGCUGGUGUUUAUACAUGAUUAAUGUGUUGACAUUCAUCUAAAGUGCCAAGAUUAAUGUAAGAAUUGCUUUCUGCAGUUGCCUUACCUUUUAGUAUUAACAUACUCAGGUUUAUAUUGCUGUCGUAGAUUUUUUAACUACAGGCAAGUUAAUAUUUUGCAACCAAUUGUAAUUCAGCAUAGAAACAAUGUU
Hemiscyllium ocellatum (epaulette shark) is the source of this 5747-nucleotide messenger RNA. It is a transcript of the gene swap70b, whose product is annotated as switching B cell complex subunit SWAP70b. The record is from RefSeq and is a predicted model, not a curated record. The transcript has 12 exons. Bases 70 to 1833 code for a protein of 587 amino acids. Gene Ontology annotation, cellular component: nucleus; cytoplasm. NCBI's taxonomy places the organism in Eukaryota, Metazoa, Chordata, Chondrichthyes, Orectolobiformes, Hemiscylliidae.